AUGGCUUCCAGCCGCUUACCCGCAGCCACAGACCAGUGGGAGAAGACGUCCAUGCCCGUGUGCUAUCCAGAGAAGAACACUGGCAAGUGGCGGUUGUUCCUCAACUUCACAAAGCGGAAGGGAGACAAGGCGAAAAGACAGCAGAGUUCACGGUUUGCUUCUCGAGAGGCAGCGCUUGCCGGCGUCUUGGACUUCAGGACAGGCGACGCCGUACAGCCAUCGCGGCAAGCUCUACAAGCGCACGAUGAGAGAUCCAGCCCCAUCCUCAGCAGCUGUGGCGGCAGCGACUGCGCUUCCAGCAGGCAAGUCGCGCUCUCACAAGUCCUCGGCAAGCUAAACGCCGUGGAGGAAAGGAAGUUCAAGCGACUGCGGCUGGCCGGUUCGGACGCGACCCGCGCAGGCUUCACGCUAAAGUCGACGCUUUCCAGGCGCGAGAGGUGUUUGGUGGCCCGGGUCUGGAGCAAGAGGGAAGGAAAGCUUCGACGGGACUUCGACAAGCGGGGCUCCUAUCUCGGCAACCGGAUCUACGAGCUGACAUCGCGGAGCGAGAGCAACGAGCAGCACAUUCGGCGUAUUGAGGCAGCUAUGGCGGAGCAAGACCUCGCGAGUCUUCUCGCCCCUCUCCCCCCCUCGCCCAUCGAAGGAAAUGCAGACGUGGACGCACGGGCGUGUACCGAGGGCGAGGACAACCAGUACAAGGAGGAAGUGUCCGCCACCCAAGCAAACCGCUUGUGGUAUCAAGGGCACUCGGCGUUGACGGUGUUGAAGGAGGAGCGGAAGCGCGACCUGCGGCAACUGGAACUCACGCAGCAGGCGAAGGCCUUGUCGGAUGAGCCGUACACGACGAUCCCAGCGGUGAAGGCAGCAGAGGCCAAACGGUUUGAGCUGUUGAACGAGGCCUCACGUCGUCCACACCAGUCGUCGCGCUUGCGGAUCGCGGCGAGAGUAAACUCCGCUGGCUCGCGGGUUUACGCGGCAUCGACAAUCCUGGGGUGGCUCAGGGACUUGCGGGGGCACGGUGGUUUCAAGCGAGAUUCAAGGGGGGUGCACGAGUGGGACUGGAUCAUGUCGGAAGAGGACCUCAAGGAUGAGCUCAUCAAGUGGAUGAGGACACAGAAGCGCCUUACGGUGAACCUUCCCGUGUCCAUGGCCACAACCCACUCCUGGAUGAUCGCGCUGGGGUGCAAGUACGAGCGGGCUACGAAGUCUUUCUACACGGACGGCCACGAGAAGAAGGACGUGGUGGUGUACCGCGGCAAGUACAUCGACGUGAAGCGGAAGCUCGCCCUUCGGCAACCGUUGUGGGUGCGAGUUCAACGAGACACUCUGUUGCCGGAGGAGCUUCAGCGGCUUGAUGGCAUCAAAGGGAAGGUGCGCCACAUCGGACAGGACGAGAGUCUCUAUAAGGCGUAUGCGCGCGAGGGCAAGGAGUGGGUUGUCCAAGGGGUACGCGGGUUACGGAAAAAAACCGAGGGCCCGGGAGAGAUGGUGUCUGCCUUUCAAGAUGAGAGGCACGGCUUUGGCUUGCCGUUGACGGACGACGUGCUGCAGGCGGUGAACGCGCGUCGCAAGGAGAAGGGCAAGGAAGUCCUGACACGAAGCCCUGGCCUGCGGUUUCUCCAGUACGGGAAGAACAAGGAUGGAUACUGGGGAUACGACGAGUUCAAGGAACAGAUCGAGGACGUCUUGGACGUCUUGGACGUCUUUGAACCCGACAUGCAAGUGGUGGUUGAGAUCGACCACUCGUCGGGGCACACAAGGCAGCGGGAGGAUGGAUUGCAUGUGGGGAACAUGAAUGUCAAGUACGGGGGGAAGCAAAAGGUGUUGCGGGAUACAGUCAUGACAGAGGGGUGUUUGGGACCGGAAGAGGCGAAGAUGUACCUCUCCAACGGUAAGUGGAGCACGGAGUUCACCGAGGGGGCAGAGGUCUACGACAUGAAGCUCAAGGUUGGCGACACACAGACCAGCACGUUUGCGGCAGGUUCUCCACCUCCCUUUUACGAGUGGGAUGCGCCGCGCAAAGAUGUGAAGGUCGCGCGCAAGGCUAAGCGCAAGAGCAAAGCGGGAGCGGGGGUUGGCGCAGGCGAUGUGGCGGCUGAUGGGGCUGGAACAAAGCCUAGGGAUAAGAUUAAGGAAGGGUACGAAGGGAAGGCAAAGGGCUCGAAGCAGUACCUGUGGGAAUGGGGAUGGUGGAAAGACGGGAUGUGGGGAUCGCUGACGAGAAAAACAUCGAGAAAGUCUUGCAGGCACUGA
Ectocarpus sp. CCAP 1310/34 is the source of this 2253-nucleotide messenger RNA. The record is from the annotation of a GenBank genome assembly. Lineage: Eukaryota; Phaeophyceae; Ectocarpales; Ectocarpaceae.